GGUGAAUGAAAUCAAAGUUAGUCUUUCGUCACUGACUUAAACAUGUGUAACUUAGAAGAUACAGUUUAACGUUUGUGUCCAAAGAAACAAAAAAGUGGGUUAAUUUUAGAAAGCUUCUUUGCUAACGACUUGUCAUAAUGUGUCGUUUCAUGACAGCAAAAUCAAUCCACAGAGACUGCCACUCCAAAGACAGCAUCUCUUUUCAGUCCCAAAAUUCUACAAUGAUUUUACCAAGUGCGGUAAGAAUCAGACCAUAAAAGUCUUUUGUAUAGCGUCUUAUUGAGGCAAUCUGUUUCUCUGCUGCCCUUAAUUUUUUACAAAUCAUGAGGAAACUAGCUGGAAAAUUCUCCCAAGGGAAUCAUCUACAUUUUCAUUUAGCGUACCGUCUUUUCUACAGUCCCAAUCAAGGGCCAACGUUAAUGGCAUCCUCCAAUCCCCACCUCAUGCUUCAGAUGAAGGGCCAAACUCUUUGGUUCUUCCACAUGCAUUUAUUUCAGAUAACAGUGACAAUUAUCUGAAGCCCCAUUUGAAAAUGAAGGAGUCAAAAAUUCUAGAAGGCCGAGGCACUGGAAUUGCAAAGUCUUGAAUGGAGUCAAUGGACGCUGGAAUUGCAAUAGUGCACUGCAAUUAAAGCUUAUUUUGACAGGCAGAAACUUGUUGUUUCUCCAUUCAGUUCAAGUGGGACAAAGUGGAAAACUGGAAAGUGGAAUUUCAAUUUCUCCCCAUGACUGCUUUUUGAUGUUCUGAAUUGGGCAAGCUGGUCUCUCGAGUUGAAGGUAAAGUCAAUCCCACAAAGUUCAUUGUAUGGCUGUUUUCAUUUCUUCAAACUUCUGAAAGUUUGGAUUAUCUACUUAUUGGUACUCUCAGGGGUGUUUAUGGUGUUGUUGUUGGGUUUGUGUGUGUGUGUGUGUGUGUGUGCGCGCGCGCGUGUGUUGAUAUUUUGAAUAGAGAGAAGCCAUAGGCACAAAAUUAGAUAAGUACGGCCCUUGGGUGUGCAACUCUCCUGAGAAUUUGUCAGGUGUGUUUAUUCAUUGAUUCAAGAUAUGCAAAAUUUCUGGUCUUUGUCAUAAAAUAUGGAUAAAUGGAAAUUAGUUUUCACUUCUUUUUUUGUCCUAUAACAGUUUACUGUUCAUCCUAGCUCAUUUUUUGUUCGGUGUAAACAGGGUGGAAAAAUGAGGAUUCUUUGGCUUCUGGUGCUAGUAGUUCUUGGAGGUGGACAUCUUUCAAGAGGUGCUAAUACAAAUAUGUCCGGAAGGCCGAAAUCAGUAAAUAUUGGGUCAAUCCUCACAUUGGAUUCGUUUGUUGGCAAAGCUGCAAAAGUUGCUAUAGACGCAGCAGUAGAAGAUGUGAACUCCAACUUAGCAGUUCUUCCAGGAACCAAGCUAAACAUAACAACUUUUGACAGCGGUAAUAGUGGAUUCCUAGGCAUCAUUGAGGCCAUGCACUUUAUGGAGACUGAAACAAUGGCGAUAAUUGGUCCACAAUCGUCAGUCAUAGCUCAUGUGAUUUCACAUGUUGCGAAUGAGCUCCAAGUUCCUCUGCUAUCUUAUGCAGCUACGGAUCCCACCCUUUCUUCACUUCAGUACCCAUUGUUUGUCAGGACCUCACCAAAUGAUAUGUUCCAGAUGGCUGCAAUUGCAGAAUUGGUUGAACACUAUGAAUGGAGGAAGGUUAUCGCAAUUUAUGUUGACGACGAUUUUGGAAGGAAUGGAAUAGUUGCAUUAGCCGAUAAGUUGGGCUCAAAACAAUGUGAUAUAUCGUACAAAGCAGCUUUGAGCCCUGAUGCUACCAAAGUAGAAAUUCGUGAUGUGCUUGCACAUGUGGCUUUACUGGAGUCGCGAAUUUUCGUAGUACACACUUAUCCUGAAAGGGGACUAGAUAUAUUCUCUGUGGCACACGAUCUAGGAAUGAUGGAUAACGGACAUGUUUGGUUUGCUACUAAUUGGUUAACAACCAUGCUGGAUUCUAAAGAUGUUCUAUCUCCUGAGAUAUUUGAAAGUAUACAGGGGGUUAUUACGCUACGAAUACACACUCCAGGAUCUAAAAAGAAAACAGAUUUCAUCUCUAGGUGGCGUAACUUGACAAAGCAAGAAGCAGCUAGUAGUUCUCCGAUGGGACUAAACUCAUUUGCUCUCUAUGCCUAUGAUACUGUUUGGCUACUUGCUCAGGCCAUUGAUAUAUUUUUCGAAAAAGGAGGCAACUUGUCAUUUUCCCCGUAUUCAAUGUUGAAUGAUGUGAACACUGGCAGUUUGAAUCUAAAUGCUAUGAGCAUCUUCAAUGGAGGUAACUUGCUACUGGACAGUAUUUUACAGGUUAAUAUGACAGGGGUGACAGGACCAUACAGUUUCACUUCAGAUCGGAACCUGUUCCGGCCUGCUUUUGAAGUCAUCAAUGUGAUUGAAACUGCCUUACGGGGGAUUGGUUAUUGGACAGAUUAUUCUGGCUUGUCAAUACUUCCACCAGAAAAAGUUUAUUCCAAGAAGCCAAAUCGUUCCAUUUCAAAUCAGCAACUCUAUAGUGUAAUCUGGCCUGGACAAACUACUGAAAGACCUCGUGGCUGGGUUUUUCCACAAAAUGGUCGGGCAUUAAAGAUUGGUGUUCCAUACAGAGUUAGUUAUGGUGAAUUUGUAACAAAGGAACCAGGAACAAAUAUGUUCAAAGGAUACUGUAUUGAUGUUUUCUUGGCUGCCCUGAACUUGUUGCCUUAUGGUGUUCCAUACAAACUAAUUGCAUUUGGAGACGGUCGUGUCAAUCCAAGCAACAACGAGCUUGUGAGAUUGAUCACAACUGGGGUCUUUGAUGCUGCUGUAGGUGACCUUGCAAUUACUACAAACCGGACACGAAUAGUUGAUUUUACUCAACCAUAUAUCGAGUCCGGCCUUGUUGUAGUGGUGCCUGUGAAGAAGUCGAGUUCUAAUUUUUGGGCCUUUCUGAUGCCAUUUACUCCUUCAAUGUGGGGCGUCACAGCAAUGUUUUUCCUCAUUGUGGGAUCUGUUGUUUGGUUAUUAGAGCACAGGUUGAAUGAUGAGUUUCGGGGCCCUCCCAGAAAGCAAUUUGUGACGACUUUAUGGUUCAGUUUAUCAACACUCUUUUAUGCACAUAGAGAAAAUACAGUUAGCAUUCUUGGCCGGUUUGUCCUCUUUAUAUGGCUGCUUGUGAUUCUAAUUAUCACCUCUAGUUACACUGCUAGUCUUACCUCAAUCCUUACUGUUCAACAACUUUCUUCACCAAUUAAAGGGAUAGAAAGUUUGGUUCACAGUAAGGAUCCGAUUGGUUUCCCAGUCGGUUUAUUUGUACGUGAUUACCUCAUUCAAGAGCUUGGCAUCCAAGAAUCCCGACUAGUCCCUCUAAAUUUGCCGGAAGACUAUGCAAGAGCCUUGCACGAUGGUCCUAGCAAUGGUGGAGUUGCUGCUGUUGUUGAUUUUCGAGCAUAUAUGGAGCUUUUCCUCUCCACUCAUUGUGACUUUAGCAUUGUUGGCCAAGAGUUCACCAAAAGUGGAUGGGGAUUCGCCUUCCCGAGAGACUCACCUCUGGCCAUUGAUAUGUCAACUGCUAUUCUGAAACUGUCAGAGAGUGGUGAACUCCAGCAGAUUCACGACAAGUGGCUGCAGAGAAGUGCUUGCAGUUCAGAAACAACAAAGCUCUCAGUGGAGAGACUUGAGUUGCGAAGCUUCGUAGGCCUCUUUGCCUUAUGUGGAUUGGCAUGCAUUUUUGCCUUGCUUAUACAUUUUGUAGGUAUAUUACACCAAUUCUUCCGUCAUCACUACGAACCAGAUCCAGAACCAUUAGCUUCAAGUAGCUCGCAAUCGCGAUCAUCACGGCUCCAAUCAUUCCUGACUUUUGUUAACGAAAAGGAAGAAACAGUGAAAGCGCGAUCAAAGAGAAGACGUUUGGAGGGAGUCUCAAAUGCGAGUAGAUUUGGCGAUUCAACACUGAAUGGUUCAAGAAAUAUGAAGCAAAAUUGUCGUCUAGGAGAAGUGCCAGUUUCGUAG
This is a messenger RNA of Oldenlandia corymbosa var. corymbosa, 3992 nucleotides long. Lineage: Eukaryota; Viridiplantae; Streptophyta; Magnoliopsida; Gentianales; Rubiaceae. The record is from the annotation of a GenBank genome assembly.